Messenger RNA from Striga hermonthica, 1626 nucleotides. The record is from the annotation of a GenBank genome assembly. NCBI's taxonomy places the organism in Eukaryota, Viridiplantae, Streptophyta, Magnoliopsida, Lamiales, Orobanchaceae.
AUGCAAAACCCCUCGAACGCAGCACGAGCUGCGCAGACGGUGCACCACGUCCCGGGUCUCGCCCCGGAGGAAUCGGAGCGGGUCUCCGAGCAGACCCUGCAAAGAUACAGUUUUGAUGGUUCCUCCUUGAGCAAAAAUGGGAAAGGGGUCUCCGUUGUUUGGUUUAGGAACGAUUUGAGGAUCUUGGACAACGAGGUUUUGCUCAGGGCGUGGGCUUCGUCCGAGGCUGUCCUGCCUGUUUAUUGUCUCGACCCCAGAAUUUUCGGGUCCACCACAUAUUACUUCGGUUUGCCCAAAACUGGAGCUUUGAGAGCACAGUUUCUUUUAGAGUGUUUGACAGACUUGAAAAGAAAUCUGAUGAAAAGGGGUCUUAACCUCUUAAUACAACACGGCAAGCCUGAGCAAAUUCUUCCUUCUCUUGCAAAAGCAUAUGGAGCCCACACUAUUUACUCCCAGAAAGAAACAUGCAGUGAAGAGCUAAAUGUGGAGAGGCGUGUUUCCAAAAAUUUGAAAAAACUGGAGUCUUGUAAACUGGAAUUGAUAUGGGGUACAACCAUGUACCAUAUUGACGACCUUCCGUUUGACUGCACGUCCUUGCCUGACGUUUAUACUCAGUUUCGAAAGUCAGUCGAGUCAAAGUCUGUAAUUAGGAGUUGCAUUAAGGUACCAGCAUCGCUUGGGCCCACGCCAGACGUCGAAGAUUGGGGAUGCAUUCCCGACAUUUCAUCACUUGGUGUUCAACAUGCAAAGGUUGGUAAAGGAAUGUCUUUUAGAGGAGGUGAAACUGCAGCAUUGAGUAGAGUACACGAAUACUUCUGGAAGAAGGACCUCUUGCGGACGUAUAAAGUGACCCGAAAUGGAAUGUUGGGACCUGACUACUCAACAAAAUUUUCUCCUUGGCUUGCCACUGGAAGCCUUUCACCCCGUUAUAUUUACGAAGAGGUGAAAAGAUAUGAAAAGCAGAGAGAAGCAAAUGACUCCACCUAUUGGGUGUUGUUUGAACUUAUAUGGAGGGACUACUUCAGGUUUCUAUCCAUCAAGCAAGGAAACUCUAUUUUUCACUCAGGCGGUCCACGGAAUGUAAAGCCUAAUUGGAGCCAGGACCAAGCACUCUUCGAUGCCUGGAGGGAUGGUCGAACUGGGUAUCCUGUAGUUGAUGCAAAUAUGAAAGAAUUAUCGGCCACUGGCUUUAUGUCAAACCGUGGGCGGCAGAUUGUGUGUUCAUUUCUUGUUCGAGAUAUGGGCAUCGACUGGAGAAUGGGAGCCGAAUGGUUUGAGUCAUGCCUUCUCGAUUAUGACCCUUGUUCCAAUUAUGGAAAUUGGACCUAUGGAGCAGGUGUUGGGAAUGACCCGAGAGAGGAUCGUUAUUUCAGCAUUCCUAAACAAGCUCAAAACUAUGAUCCUGAUGGCGACUUUGUUGCGUACUGGUUGCCUCAGCUAAAGGCACUGUCGAAAGAGAAAAGACAUAAUCCGGGAAUGUUGUAUAUCAAGCCAAUCGUGGCCCUUAAGUUUGGAAAUACGAAAUCAACGAUUAAUCGGACGGCAGGCUCGUCAGGGUCCAGGAGAAGUGCAAAAGAAGAUAAUAGCAGCAAAUUGAGGAGCCAUAGAGGGAAUAAAACCCAAUAG